CGAGCCCUCCGCGCUGCCCGGCUCUGAUUUAUGGUCUCAUUUCGCACGGAACGCGCUCCACUCCUCUCUAUUUGUCAUUUAAACGCUGCUCCGCUUGAAGGAGGUGCCGUAGGGGAUGGGUUUGGGGUCGCGUCCAGCCUCUUAACCGCUUUAAAAUGGUUAAUCUCAAUGUUUUUAACCUGUAAGGUCACUUUUCUCUGCAAUUAGAGCGGUGCAAAGUCAGUCCCUAAGGCACGAGGUGGUGUGUGAUGCCUGAGGUCUCUGGCUGUAAAGCAUCCUGACAUCUUAUCUCUGUUAUUAUUAUUUUUAUUGCAUUAAGCUGCCUACCUUCUUAAAGCCACGCGAUUCUUGAAUUUUAAGUUACUUUCCCUUGCUUUAUCUGUCUCUUUGCCAAAAGCAAAUAUAAAUUAUAUAGUUCCUGACUUCUCAUGGAAGAACUUUCCAGCCGUCUGUCCCAUGCUUCCAAUGCUGAUGUUUUUUAAACCAAGAGGGAUGUGUGUUUCAGCCGUGACACACUGUCGGGCAGAAAACAGGCAAUGUUUAUUUUGCUCCCGCCUCGUAACUGUGUAAAGGCUUGGUGAAAGGGUAAAUGUGAUGGCUUUAUGUAGCUUUUUCUUUUUAAUUAUUAUUUUACUGCUUUCCCCCACUGCCUUGCUGCCUCUGGGAAGGAGCGGUCGCGCCGAGCCUGUGGCUGUAAAGCUGUCAGCUCUGAAGGGCUGUUUACUCAGCGAGCUGUAUCUUUCACACAUGCACCAGAAAUACAAUUUACCAACCCAAACACAGCCCCGGUCACCGGGGUGACGGGCAGCGUGGACGCUUUGCUUCUCUGGGGUUUUAUCCUUCGUGGCCCGGCGUUUUCCUUGAACAAAGCAGGGGUAGGAAGUGAGAUGGGAACUGCUGCGGUGUGGAGGGAUUAGUAACUCACCCGAGGAUGAGCGGGAUGUGGCUUUGUCGCCUGGAUUAAUGUGAUUUACACCCUUAAGCUGCUCCAAGAGCUCGUAAACAGCCGUGCCCGUGUGUGCAAGCUGUUUCCGUGCCUUGUCUUAGUCUGGAGCUUUGGGCUUUCAAUUUGGAUAAUCUGGCGCUAUGCAUCCAGCCCCUGGGCGCUUCCAGGCACUGCUCCUCAUUGCUGCCACCAGCCUGGUCACUGUCACCAGCACAGAUCUAACUCCCCGUUUUAUUUCUGAGCCCUCAUCUACCGUCCAGAAGUCUGGUGAGCCCGUCCAGCUCCGCUGCUCUGCCGAGCCCUCGUCAGCUCACAUUUCCUGGCUGUUCAAUGGGGAGCCUCUGAAGAGCAGGGUGGGAGAGGUGGAGAUGCAGGCAGGAUCUUUGACAAUCGUGUCCCUGAGCCCAGAAACGUGCGGGCGCUACCAGUGCGUGGCGAGCAGCGGCGUGGGCGCCGUGCUGAGCCGGCCGGCCGCCGUGUCCAUGGCCAGUUUAGGUGACUUUGAUGCUUUGGGGACAGCUGUUGUUGAAGCAGAGGAGGGAGGCACAGCUCUCAUCAGGUGCAAGGUGCCAGAAAGUCACCCCAAAGCACAGGUUCGCUUCCAAGUGCGGGGGAAGUGGCUGGAACAAUCAACAGACAACUACCUAAUUCUUCCAUCUGGAAACCUGCAAAUUUUGAAUGUAUCUUCAGAAGACAAAGGAUCCUACAGGUGUGCAGCAUACAACCCAGUUACUCAUGACCUCAGAGUAGAACUCACUUCACGGAAGCUCAGAGUCACACGCCCUUCUUCAGGUGGCUCCCACAUCCUUCACCCGCUGGCUGCCCAGAGCCUGGCAGUGCCCCAGCACAGCGCCCUGACCCUGGAGUGUGUGGUCAGCGGGGCAGCUCCAGCCCCCAUCCGCUGGCUGAAGGACGGCCGGGACGCGCUGAGGACGGGCAGGUGGAGGCUGCUGCACUCCCACCUGGUCACCGACAGGCUGGAGCCAUCCGAUGCUGGGAAUUACUCCUGCCUGGUGGGAGGCGACUCCGGAGCAGUGAAAUAUGUUAACUAUUCGCUUACUGUGCUUGAGCCUGCCUCACUCUCCAGAGGGCUGCAGGACCAGACGGUGGCUGCGGGGGCGAGCGUCCAUUUGUGGUGCGAGGCCGGGGGCAGCCCCGCUCCCGCCCUCACCUGGCUCCACAACGCGGCUCCUCUCCGGCCCUCCCCACGGCAUCUCCUCACAGGAAACCACCUGAGCAUCUGCGGGGUCACCCUGGGCGAUGCUGGCUUGUACCAGUGUGUGGGAAACAAUGGGAUUGGGUUUGUGCAGUCCACGGGGAGACUCCGUGUCCAGCCAGGCAAAGACUCCGUCCCCAUCAUCAUCUCCUCCCCAGCCAACACCACCGUGGUGGCCGGUGGUGAUGUGACCCUGUCCUGCAACGCCACGGGCCUGCCCGCUCCUGUGAUCCGCUGGUACGACAGCAGAGGCCUCGAGAUCAGCCAGGGGCUCCCCCCUGGAGCACAGAGCCCUCCCCCAGCAGGGCCAGAGCCCCGGUGCCCCUCGGCGCCCCGGGCGGGCUGGGGCUCCCUGCGCCUGCGGAACGUCAGCGCCGAGCGCGCCGGGCGGCUCCGCUGCGAGGCCAGCAACGAGCACGGCUCUGCCCUGGCCACUGCCUUCCUCACUGUCGUUCCUUCAGCAGCUGGCACGAGAGCAGGAGAAACAGCUCCUCUGGAGCUUGCCCAGAGCGACGAGAGCGGCGGCGAUUUUGGUGCAGAAAUGGCAUUUUCAAGCUCGCCUCCGACGAAAUCUCCUGUGGACGCGGCCGCGAUGGAGAAGGCGUCGAGCGCCGCGGCGCCGCCCGAGGCUCCCAUCAUCCUGAGCCCCCCACAGACGCCCAAGCCCGACUCCUACAGCCUGGUGUGGCGGCCAGGCCGCGCUGGGGGCCUGCCCAUCAACGCCUACUUUGUCAAAUACCGCAAGCUGGAGGACGGUGUGAGCGCGGCGGGCGGCUGGCACACGGUGCGGGUGCCCGGCAGCGAGCACGAGCUGCGCCUCACCGAGCUGGAGCCCUCCAGCCUGUACGAGGUGCUGAUGGUGGCCAGGAGCGCCGCGGGCGAGGGCCAGCCGGCCAUGCUGACGUUCCGCACCAGCAAGGAAAGAACAUCAUCCUCGAAGAACACACAGGCUCCAUCUCCACCUGCAGGAAUCCCCAAGCAUCCCAUUGUUCAUGAAGGCACAAAUAAUAACUUUGGUGUCAUCCUUCCAGACCUGUCUCGCCACAGUGGAGUUCCAGAAGCUCCUGACCGACCCACGAUAUCCACGGCCUCGGAAUCGUCCGUCUACGUCACGUGGAUCCCCCGUGCCAACGGGGGCUCCCCCAUCACUGCCUUCAAGGUGGAGUACAAACGUCUGGGGCGCAACAGCGACUGGCUCGUCGCAGCUGGCAACAUCUCUCCCUCCAAGCUGUCUGUGGAAGUUAGGAACUUGGAGCCAGGAGAAAUGUACCGGUUCCGCGUGAUCGCGGUGAACACGUACGGGGAGAGCCCGCGCAGCGCGGCGUCGCGCCCGUACCAGGUGGCCGGCUUCAGCGGGCGCUUCUCCAGCCGGCCCAUCGCCGGCCCGCACAUCGCCUACACCGAGGCCAUCAGCGACACCCAGAUCAUGCUCAAGUGGACGUACAUCACAUCGAGCAACAACAACACGCCCAUCCAGGGAUUUUACAUCUAUUACCGGCCCACGGACAGUGACAACGACAGCGACUACAAGCGCGACAUCGUGGACGGUACAAAGCAGUGGCACCUGAUCAAUCACCUGCAGCCUGAAACUUCUUAUGACAUUAAGAUGCAGUGCUACAACGAGGGAGGGGAGAGCGAGUACAGCAACGUGAUGAUCUGCGAGACCAAAGUGAAACGCACACCAGGAGCGUCUGAGUACCCAGUGAGAGACCUGAGCACGCCCCCCAGCCCCCCUGAGCGGGCUGGGGGCAGCGGGGCCGUGGCUGCCGGCGGCCCCGUGCGCAGUGGGGACAUGCUGUACCUGAUCGUGGGCUGCGUCCUGGGCGUCAUGGUGCUCAUCCUCAUCGUCUUCAUCGCCAUGUGCCUCUGGAAGAACCGGCAGCAGAACGCCAUGCAGAAAUACGACCCUCCAGGCUACCUGUACCAAGGGGCAGAUAUCAGUGGGCAGAUGAUUGAGUACACGACCUUGCCCGGGACCAGCCGGGUCAACGGCAGCAUCCACGGGAGCUUCCUCAGCAACGGCCUCAGCAACGGCUGCCCCCACCUCCACCACAAAGUUACCAACGGGGUCAACGGCAUCAUGGCUGCAGGAGGAGCAGGACUGUACCCAGGGCACACCAACUCCCUGUCCAGGACACACGUGGACUAUGAGCAUCCCCAUCACCUCGUGAACGGUGGAGGGAUGUACACGGCAGUGCCACAGGCUGACCCCUCGGAGUGCAUCAGCUGCCGGAAUUGUCGGAACAAUAACAGGUGUUUCACCAAAACCAACGGCACUUUCAGCAGCAGCGCGCUGCCCGUGGUGCCCCUGGGAGCCCCUUUCCAGCAGGAGGGCGUGGAGAUGAAGCCCCUGAGCCCCCAUGUGAUGGUGGCCAUGUGCCUGGCCCCGGCCGGCCCCGAGUGCAGCGCCGGGCUGGAGGAGGAGGAGGGCGGCGAGAGCGCGGAGCAGCCCCCGGCACAGCGUCCCUGCUGUCGGGAGGGCAUCGGCCAGCAGCUCUCCGUGGAUUGCAUGGACGGCAGCAGCUUCCUGCACUCGGAAACGUCGAACCACAUUUUGAGUUGGAGUCCCCUCAUUCUUCAGCCUCUUUCCAAGGACUGUAAGGAAAAACCAGGAUGGAGUUCAUCCAGAGUCACCCUGAAUGGUUCUGGGGACCUUUGUCAGCUCCAGCUGCAGGAAACCUGAGGCAGUGACCGUGUCCCCACUCAAGGCCAGGAACUGCACCGCUGAAAGGGAGUCACGGGGGGAUGUUAAUUAUAACAGAGAGAGUCACUAUUUAUUUUUUGUAGUAGUGUCAUAUGAAUGUAUCUUGGUUUCAAAAUGGUUGCCUUUUUAUAUUAUUUAUGCCUUGAAAUGCCUUUUUUUGUUGGUUUUUUUUUUUUUUCUUCCCCCACACACACCACAAAACUAGCCUGGUUAUGUGUAUAAAAAAGAAUUGUAAUAAUAUAAAGAAUGAGGAUGGGAAAUGUGGAGUGUGUUUCCAUGGCAGUUUACCAGUGGGACAAGCACUUCUGAGGAGCCCAAGAGAGGGAUUUAAGCAGGUCUGAAAUGACCAACAGCUGCCACCUCCCUGGCAGCUCAGUGACAUGGCACUGGAACCCUCCUUUCCAUGAAUACCUCCUGGCCUCUCUUGCUUUCUCUGGGAAGAUCCUGAUGAAGAAAUAAGAAGAUCAGUAAGAAAAAUGAGCCUUGGUUGAGUCUGUCCUGUGCAGCUUGAAGCAGAACUUGAGUCAGUGACUGUGUCUUUAAGUGCUCAAUAACCCUUCUGCAGAAGUACAGGUGGAAAUCCAGCCUGUCUCACUUUCCCACUCACAGAAGACAAAAUCCAGUUCAACUCUUGGUUUGAGGGAUUACUGACAGCUUGGAUAGCUCUGAAAUGAAACCAGUCCUGGUGAAACAGCUCCCAGCAGCCCUGGGCACUGUGAGGAACCUGCCCAUCCUGGACACAGCACGAUGGAGGUGCUGCAACCUUAACUGCAGGGCUUGGGUGGAUGUUUUAAUUUUUCCUUUCCAGAUUUAAUCCCAGAAAAUAAACCAGACCAGUGCUUGCAAAGCACUCCCCUCACACGAGUCACAGUGCAAAGCCCCAGAAAUGAAGCACAAUUUACAGAGAUGGCCACCCCAGGGUGACACCUGCAGCCCAGAGCAGCGUGUCCCUGGCCAGUGUGGAAGGGAGGGAGCUGUGCCAGCCUGGCUGCAGCUCUCCAAAGCCCUGGGGAGCUCAGGGCUGCUGGUGCAGCUCCAGCAGCCACAGGGUUUGGGGAGUGGUGUUUGUGUGAGGAGGAAAGCCUUGAGAUCUGCUUUGGUACCAGCAGCUCCAUGGGCUGCUGGGAUUUUUUUAUGUUUCAUAGAAUCCCAGCAGAGUUUGAUUUGGAAGAGACCUUAAAGAUCAUCCCAUCCCACCCCUGCCAUGGGCAAGGACACCUUCCACCAUCCCAGCUGCUCCAAGCCCCAUUCAACCUGGCCUUGGGCACUUGGGACAGCCACAGCUGCUCUGGGUACCCUGUGCCAGGGCUUCACCACCCUCCCAGGGAAGAAUUUAUUCCCAAUAUCCCAUCUAAACCUGCCCUCUGGCUGUGGGAAACCAUUCUCCCUUAUCCUGUAUAUCUGCUUGUAUAAGAAAUCAAUCUCCCUCCUACUUCAGGUAAUUGAAGGCCACACUGAGCUCUCCCCAAAGCCUCUCUGUUGCAUUAUUUGUGGUUAUAUUUAUUCUUUUGCCCUUUUAUUGGGUUGUGCUUCCUCCCAGCUAGAGCUGCCUUAUCCCAAAUGUCUUUGCACACCAUGGGCUUUGGCUGCCACAUACCCCAGAGCCAUCACAAAUCUCCCUCCUCCCUUUUUGUUUAUCUCAUCCCCCCAGCCUGGAUUUUCCUUUUGCAGGAUCUGCUGCAAAGCCUUUCCCCUUUUCCCACAGAGAUUGGCCCACAAGUUGUUGGGAUUUAACUGUGGCUGCUUCGUUUUCCCCAAACACUGAAAUUGAACCAUGGUUUUAAACAACUUUGCUUGAAUCUCCCCUGUAUUGUGGGUGUGUCAGAUAAAGAUGCUGUGUUUUCCAGAGAAGCUGUAAUAUCCCUCUAGAAUGUUCUGUGUUUGGAAGUGAUGGUUUUGCAGGGGGUUUGGGUGGGGUUUGUAUUUCUGGGGCUGGUUUGAUAAAGGGAUUAAUGCUGCUUUAUGGCUGAUGUGGGGAUUGAUACUCUGUGGGCAGUGAUCAAGGUUGGUUUGUGUGGCUUGAUACUUCCCAAUGGGUUAUUAUUAACCAAAUACAGCAGAAAAUGGCCCAA
Molecule: messenger RNA, 6938 nt
Organism: Melospiza melodia melodia
Lineage: Eukaryota; Metazoa; Chordata; Aves; Passeriformes; Passerellidae
Gene: CDON
Product: cell adhesion associated, oncogene regulated
Exons: 21
Coding region: 1087-4845 (1252 amino acids)
Biological process (GO): cell-cell adhesion
Molecular function (GO): protein binding
Source: RefSeq, a predicted model, not a curated record